Molecule: messenger RNA, 5393 nt
Organism: Cynocephalus volans (Philippine flying lemur)
Lineage: Eukaryota; Metazoa; Chordata; Mammalia; Dermoptera; Cynocephalidae
Gene: NCAPD3
Product: non-SMC condensin II complex subunit D3
Exons: 35
Coding region: 594-5090 (1498 amino acids)
Biological process (GO): mitotic chromosome condensation; meiotic chromosome condensation
Cellular component (GO): condensed chromosome, centromeric region; condensin complex
Molecular function (GO): histone binding
Source: RefSeq, a predicted model, not a curated record
GUGUCUCCCUCAGCUGACAUGGCAGCCGCGGUCUCUUUCCAGUAGAAUUUGGGCCCAGAGGUCCCGUCAAAUCGGAACUGCAGGUGUCUUCUCGGAGUGCUUUUGGUUGCUUCUCCCUUAUCGUGUUAGCUCGAUAGACGCUGGGCCACCAUCCACAUUCGGGUAUGUUCAACGUUCAAGUGCUGUGGGACGGGGUGAAGGCAGCCAUCGGACACGCACGCGACAUGUCGCUUGACAGGGGGCAAAGGUGACAGUUAUUACAGGAAGGUACCUUGUCGCACAUUCCCUUUAGACUUCCUCCCAUUUAAGAAAAACCAGGGGGUAAAGACGCUAUUAACUUUAACUUAGUUCCUGGCCCCCGCUUUCACGGGAACGCUAAAAGAUCUCCCGGAGCAACCCGGCUCGGCCACCCUUCCUCGGGCCCCCCAACUCUUUGCGCAUGCCUUGGAUGGCCCAGAUGAUUGGCUACUAGGACGAAAACGGCUCGGCACGGUGAUUGGUCGGCGGGAAAUUCCGUACGUUGUGAUUGGUUCGCAGGAACGGCUCGGAGCGCGCGCGGGACGGAGCUUUGAAAGUUGAGCACGGCGGAGCGGAUGAUGGUGGCGCUGCGGGACCUUGGCAGUGGCCUGCAGCCCUGGUGCCCGCUGGAUCUCAGCCUCGAAUGGGUAGACACGGUGUGGGAACUGGAUUUCACAGAGACUGAGCCUUUGGAUCCCAGUAUAGAAGCAGAGAUCAUAGAGACUGGAUUGGAUGCAUUCACAAAACUCUAUGAAAGUCUUUUCCCCUUUGCUACUGAAGAACAUGAAUCUAUACAGAGUAUUUGGACCUUCUUCACUGAGAAUAAUAUUUCCCACAGUACACUGGUGGCAUUAUUCUAUCACUUUGUUCAAAUAGUCCAUAAGAAAAACGUCAGGGUGCAAUAUCGAGAAUAUGGGCUUCAUGCUGCUGGGCUUUAUUUUUUACUACUAGAAGUGCCAGGCAGUGUAGCCAAUCAAGUAUUCCACCCAGUGAUGUUUGACAAGUGCGUUCAGACUCUAAAGAAGAGCUGGCCUCAGGAAUCUAACUUGAAUCGGAAGAGAAAGAAAGAACAGCCUAAGAGCUCUCAGGCUAAUUUGAGGGGGAACAGAAAAAGAGGAAAGCCACCCAGGAAAGAGGAUAUUGAGAUGGAUGAAAUUAUAGAAGAACAAGAAGAUGAAGAGAAUAUUUAUUUUUCUGCCCGGGACCUUUCUCAAAUUCGAGAUGCCAUCUUUUACCUUUUGAAGAAUUUUUUAAGGCUUCUGCCCAAGUUUUCCCUGAAAGAAAAGCCACAGUGUGUACAGAAUUGUAUAGAGGUCUUUGUUUCAUUAACUAAUUUUGAGCCAGUACUUCACGAAUUUCAUGUUACACAAGCCAGAAACCUUAACCAAGCAAAAUACGUACCAGAACUGGCCUAUCAUGGAUUAUAUUUGCUGUGCUCCCCAAUUCAUGGAGAAGGAGAUAAGGUUAUCAGUUGUGUUUUCCAUCAAAUGCUAAAUGUAAUAUUAAUGUUAGAAGUAGGUGAAGGAUCCCAUCGCGGCCCCCUUUCUAUUACUUCACAAGUCAUCAGUUGUAGAAACCAGGCAGUCCGGUUUAUCAGCUCACUUGUGGAUGAACUAAAGGAAAGUGUAUUCCCAGUCCUUCGCGUCUUACUGCAGCACAUCUGUGCCAAGGUGAUAGAUAAAUCAGAGUAUCGGACCUCUGCAGCCCAGUCCCUGGUCCAGCUGCUCAGUAAACUUCCUUGCAGGGAAUAUGCUACAUUCAUUGCCUGGCUUUACAGAUAUUCACGAAGUUCCAAGAUCCCACACAGGGUGUUUACUCUUGAUGUCGUCUUAGCCCUGUUAGAACUGCCUGAAAGAGAAGUGAAUGACUCUUUCUCCCUGGAGCAUCAGAAGUUCUUAAAGCAUAAGUUUUUGGUGCAGGAAAUUAUGUUUGACCGUUGUUUAGACAAGGCACCUACUGUCCGCAGCAAGGCACUGUCCAGCUUUGCACAUUGUCUGGAGUUCUCUGUUACCAAAGCAUCAGAGAGUAUACUGGAACUCCUCAUUACAAGUCCUACAGUUUCAGGAAUAGAGAGUCAGCCUAAUACCUUACUGAGAAGUUCAUCAGCUUUUUCAUAUCAAAGGCAGACACUUAACCCUUCUGAACCCUCAGGGGAGGUUAACGUGGACAACAGUGGUGAAACAGCUGGAUCUCAGGUGCGAUGUGUCAUGGCGAUGCUGAGGAAGAGGGUCAGGGACGAGAAGACCAAUGUCAGAAAGUCUGCGCUGCAGGUGUUAGUGAGUAUUUUGAAACACUGUGACAUCUCCGGAAUGAAGGAAGACCUAUCAAUUCUGCAGGACCAGUGUCGAGACCCUGCAGUAUCUGUCCGGAAGCAGGCCCUACAAUCCCUUACUGAACUACUUUUGGCCCAACCUAGAUGUGUUCAGAUCCAAAAAGCCUGGCUGACAGGGGUCAUCCCCAUCGUGAUGGACUGUGAGAGCACCGUACAGGAGAAGGCCUUGGAGUGCCUGGACCAGCUCCUGCUGCAGAACAUUAAGCAUCACAGCAAAUUUCACAGUGGGGACGGCAGCCAGGUGCUUGCGUGGGAUCUUCUUGCUCUUCUUACCACAGAAAGCCAGGAACUGAGCCGCUAUUUGAACAAGGCAUUUCAUAUCUGGUCCAUGAAAGAUAAGUUCUCUUCCGCUUUCAUAAACAAUGUGAUAUCUCACACUGGCACGGAACAUUCUGCCCCCGCCUGGAUGCUGCUCUCCAAGGUUGCCUACUCAUCACCCAGGCUGGACUACACCAAAAUAAUAGAGUCCUGGGAAAAAAUCAGCAGUCAACAGAAUCCCAAUUCAAACACCUUAGGACAUAUUCUGUGUGUUAUUGGGCAUAUUGCAAAGCAUCUUCCUAAGAGCACCCGGGACAAGGUGACUGAUGUUGUCAAGGGUAAGCUGAAUGGAUUUCAGUGGUCUCUGGAGCUGAUCAGUUCAGCUGUUGAUACUUUGCAAAGGCUUUGUAAAUCAUCUGCAGAGACACCGGUGGAGGAACAGGAAUUACUGAAGCAGGUAUGUGGGGAUGUGCUGUCCACCUGUGAGCACCGCCUCUCCAACAUCAUUCUGAAGGAGGACGGAGCAGGGAAUAUGGAUGAAGGCCUGUUGGUGAAGUACAUUUUUACCUUAGGAGAUAUAGCCCAGCUGUGUCCAGCUAGAGUGGAUAAGCGCAUCUUCCUUCUGAUUCAGUCUAUUCUGGCUGCUUCUGCUGAUAUGGAUCAUUUACCAUCAUCUCAAGGUAGCAGUGAUGCCCCAGCCUCUCAGCCACCUGCCCAGAUCAGAGGCUCUGUCAUGCCUUCUGUGAUCAGAGCACACGCCAUCAUUACCCUAGGUAAGCUAUGCUUACAGCAUGAGGAUCUUGCAAAGAGGAGCAUCCCAGCCCUUGUGCGAGAGCUUGAAGUGUGUGAGGACGUGGCUGUUCGCAACAAUGUCAUCAUUGUCAUGUGCGAUCUUUGUAUCCGGUACACUGUCAUGGUGGACAAGUACAUUCCCAAUAUCUCCAUGUGUCUCAAGGAUUCAGAUCCAUUCAUCCGAAAGCAGACACUCAUCUCGCUUACCAAUCUCUUGCAGGAAGAAUUUGUGAAAUGGAAGGGCUCUCUCUUCUUUCGGUUUGUCAGCACUCUGAUAGAUUCACAUCCAGACAUUGCCAGCUUUGGGGAGUUUUGCCUCGCUCACCUGUUACUGAAGAGGAACCCUGCCAUGUUCUUCCAGCACUUUAUUGAGUGCAUUUUCCACUUUAAUAACUAUGAGAAGCAUGAGAAGUAUAACAAGUUCCCCCAGUCAGAGAGAGAGAAACGGCUAUUUUCACUGAAAGGAAAGACAAACAAAGAGAGACGAAUGAAAAUCUACAAGUUUCUUCUAGAGCACUUCACAGAUGAACAGCGAUUCAAUAUCACUUCCAAAAUCUGCCUUAGUAUUUUGGCAUGCUUCGCUGAUGGCAUCCUACCCCUGGACGUGGACGCCAGUGAGCUACUCUCAGAUACAUUUGAGGUCCUCAGCUCAAAGGAGAUCAAGCUUUUGGCAAUGAGAUCUAAACCAGAUAAGGACCUCCUCCUAGAGGAAGAUAACAUGGCCUUGGCAAAUGUUGUCAUGCAGGAAGCCCAGAAGAAGCUCAUCUCACAGGUUCAGAAGAGGAAUUUCAUAGAAAAUAUUAUCCCAAUUAUCAUCUCCCUGAAGGCUGUGCUGGAGAAAAAUAAGAUCCCAGCAUUGCGGGAACUCAUGAACUAUCUCAGGGAGGUGAUGCAGGAUUACCGAGAUGAAGUGAAGGAUUUCUUUGCAGUUGACAGACAACUGGCAUCAGAGCUUGAAUAUGACAUGAAGAAGUACAGCGAGCAGCUGGCCCGGGAGCAGGAGCUGGCGAAGCGUGCAGACGUGGGCAGGACAGCCACUACUGUCGCUGUGGCACACGCAGCACAGGUUCCUCCAGGCUUAGAAAUGCCAGCUUCUACUGGCCAAGGAAAUCUUGCUGUGUCCCCUGUGAGCCAGCCCUCAACACCUGGGUCCAGCACUAGUGACACCCUGACUUUGCCUCCUGCCCCUGAAAGCGGGCUGCUGAAGAGCUUCCUGCCCAGAGCCAGGUCCAUGUCCCUGAGUACUAUCGCAAUCCUGAAGUCUGUCAAGAAAGCCGUGGAGUCAAGUAGCAAGCGUCGGAGUGGGAGCUUAGGAGUUCUGCCGUUCUCCUUAAGUUCUGGGAGCCCAGAAAAAACACGCAAUCAUGCAUCUUCAUACAGCUUGGAGCAAGAGUCUAAUGGAGCUAUUGACCAUGUAACUAAACGAGCAAUCAGCACUCCUGAGAAGACCAUCAAUGAUGUCACGUUUGGAGCAGGGGUCAGUUACAUAGGGACACCACGGACUCCUUUAUCAGUAAAAGAGAAAAUUGAAGCUCAAAGUCAAGGAAAUGACAUUUUAUGUUUGUCAUUGCCUGAUAAACCGCCUCCGCAGCUUCAGCAGUGGAACGUGAGGUCUCCAGCCAGGAAUAAAGACAACCCAGCCCCCAGUAGGAGGUCCCUUCGAAAGACCCCCCUGAAAACAGCCAACUAAAACAGUGCAUUCCAGCAAGUGUCCAGGAAGGCACGAGCCCCAGAGGAAACACUCAUCUGCUGCAUGUGGGGAGGCAGAAGGUGACUUCCCGAACACCUCCAGUGAUGCUUCAUUAUGUAAACCAAAGCUCUUCAGCGCUUACUGUUCACUUGUGUAGCUGACUAACCUUUCGUAUUUCUCCUUAUGACAAAUGUGGUUAAAAAAUUAUGAAAUAGAGAAAUGCCAGAUUUAGAUCUUCUUAUCCUAAAUUUAGCUAUUUAAUAUUUUAACUUUGUCCCAUCUGAGAGUGUCUUACCACUUGAC